CCGCGGCAGGUCACGGUGCCUCUGCCGGGCCAGUUGGUGCUGACGCCGACGCUGGCGAGCCCGGUGGCGCGGCACCAGGACGACGCCUUCCUCUUCCCCGUCGGCGCCGGCCCCGGGGCCUGGGCUCCCUGCGAGGGCAGCAGGCGCAGCGGCCUGCCAGAGGGCCGGCAGUCCCCGCCUGCCUCCCCGACGGUGGCACCCGGCCGCGCAAUCGCGAUGGCGCCGUCGGCUCUGCUCGGUGCGGCGCCCUCGAAGCUGCUGAGCUCCCGCAGGUCGCCGGAGGCCGGGCGCUUCCCCACCGAAGAGGCCCAUUGUGCUGGCGCUGGCGCUGGUGCGACGUCCCG
Molecule: messenger RNA, 344 nt
Organism: Prorocentrum cordatum
Lineage: Eukaryota; Dinophyceae; Prorocentrales; Prorocentraceae
Source: the annotation of a GenBank genome assembly